GAUGGCCUAAUUCUGUUCAUAUAUUUUAUGGUCUUAAGGUGUUGCUUUGGAUUUCCAGCUUCUGCAGAAUUUCACGUGUCAGGAGUUUCAUCAGCAUUGGUGUCCGCACCGCGAUUGGAGGACAUCUGCUGCAAGCUAAGGACACGCUGUGGUUCUGCAAACCCAGACAGUUCUGGUCAUUUCCCCCUCUCUUAGCCGUACGAUCUGUACCCCGUCCCCGGGAGCUGCUGGUGCCAUUUCUGAGGUUAGAAAAGGCAAAGAACCUGUGUACGGGAAUUUCAAACAACUACACAUCAGAUUUGCUGCCUCUAUCCAGAUAUUUAAGAAGUGACCAGAUAUUUCCUUUGUAACACCAACAUGUUUGUGGUUGAUCAGUGGAGGUGAAGAAAUAUCUCAUCCCAGCUGGAAAUGUGCUUUGUGUCUGAAAUGAAGUUAGUUGUUGUAAUUCAGUGAAAUUGACUGGAAUCGAGGUGCUGAGAACACAACAGCUUUUGUUCACCAGAGAUCAGUUCUUCACACUGACAGAUUCACUACCUCUAACUUCCAACUUUCUGAAUUUUCAGAGAACCUUGCAGGGAGAUAUCACUGUGGCAAAGGAUUCUUCCAUGCAGACAACCCCCAGGCACAACAGUGAGGCCAGUUACCCGCUCAGCUGUGGGAAGGGAUUCAGUCAGUCAUCUCACCUGCUGGGACUGUAAGAAGGGAUUUACUCGGUCAUCUCAACUUUUGCAAUACCAGGCAGUUCACGCUGGGGAGUGGCCGUUCAUCUGCUCAGACUGUGGGAAGGGAUUUACUCUGUCAUCUCAACUAUUGUUACACCAGUCAGUUCACACGGGGAAAGGCCAUUUACAUGUUCGAAGGGUGGGAAGGGAUUCAUUUGGUUAUCCCAUCUACAGGAACACCAGUUAGUUCAUGCUGGGGAGAUGCCGUUCACCUGCUCAGAUUGUGGGAAGGGAUUUCCUCGGUCAUUUCAUCUUAAGGAACAUCAGCGAGUUCACACCGGGGAGAGGCCUUUCACCUGCUCAGUCUGUCAGAUGGGAUUCACUCGGUCUUCUGACCUGAAGGCACAUCAGCGAGUUCACACUGGAGAGAGGCCAUUCACUUGCUCGGACUGUGGGAAGAGAUUUCCUCGGUCAUUUCAGCUGAAGGAACACCAGCGAGUUCACACUGGAGAGAAGCCAUUUACCUGCUCGGACUGUGGGAAGGGAUUUACUCGGUCAUCUCAACUGAAGGCACAUCAGCCAGUUCACACUGGGGAGAGGCCGUUCACCUGCUCGGACUGUGGAAAGGGAUUUACUCUGUCAUCUCAACUAUUGUUACAUCAGUCAGUUCACGCUGGGGAAUGGCUGUUGUUCUGCUCAGACUGUGGGAAGGGAUUCACUCGGUCCUUUCAACUGAAGGUACAUCAACGAAUUCAUACUGGGGAAAGGCCAUUUACGUGUUCAGUGUGUGGGAAGGGAUUCACUCGGUUAUCCCAUCUACAGAAUCAUCAGUCAGUUCACACUGGGGAGAGGCCGUUCACCUGCUCAGACUGUGGGAAGGGAUUCUGUCGGUCAUCUGACCUACUGGCACACCAAUCAGUUCACACAGGGGAGACACCAUUCACCUGCUCAGACUGUGGGAAGGGAUUUCUUCGGUCAUCUCACCUGAAGGAACACCAGCGAGUUCACACUGGGGAGAGGCCAUUCACCUGCUCAGACUGUGGGAAGGGAUUCACUAAGUCAUCCCAUCUACAAACACACCAGCGCGUCCACACUGGGGAGAGGCCAUUCACCUGCUCAGAUUGUGGGAAGGGAUUUUCUCAGUCAUCUCAGCUACUGGCACACCAGUCAGUUCACACUGGGGAGUGGCCGUUCAUCUGUUCAGAGUGUGGGAAGGGAUUCACUCGAUCGUCUCAGCUGAAGCUACAUCAACGAAUUCAUACUGGUGAGAGGCCGUUCAUUUGCUCAGACUGUGGGAAAGAAUUCACUCGGUCGUUCAGCCUACAGAGACACCAGCGAGUUCACACUGGAGAGAGGCCAUUCACGUGUUCCGUGUGUGGGAAGGGAUUCACUCGGUCAUGCAUCCUACAGAGACACCAGCAAGUUCACACUGGGAGAGAGGCCUUUCACCUGCUCUGACUGUGGGAAAGGAUUCUCUCAGUCAUGCAGACUACAGAGACAUCAGUCAAUUAACACUGGGGAGAGGCCGUGUGUGGGAAUGGAUUCACUUAGUUAACCCUCCUACAUCCACACCAUUCAGUUCACACUGGAGAGAAACCAUUCUCUAAUUCUGGAUGUGGGAAAGGAUUCACUUACUCAUCUGACCUUGUGACGCACUCUAGGGAAACAGUUUAAGUAACCUUCAUGCUGGGUAUGUUGGUGAAUCCAGAUGUAAGUUCUAUUGGUGUCGAAGUCUGCAAUUAUUGCCACUCAUCACACCCAGCUCUGCAGCCUGAUCACUAGGCAUGCGAAGUGCUUCUUCUGCAGAUUUUCACCUUUAAUAGGGUUAAUAUUCUAGAGCUGUGAGAAAGAAAUUAGUUCAAUGUUAAACUCUGUCUUAGGUGCUUGGUGAAUCUACAACACACCCAGUCUACGGUAGGGAGUCAACUCAGCCUAAGAGUUUCUGUUCCCCGACAGCCUUCUUAAAUCCAUCCCUGCUGUUCACCUCUCACUCUCCCUGUGGUGGUGGGUUCCAGUCACCAUUUUGUGGGUGAAGAGGUUUCCCUUGAAUUUCCCGCGUGUCUUUCUGCAGACCGAUGAAGAUGAUGUCUGGCAUAUUCUUCAUCCCUCAGACCUCUGGGAUGAGAAAGAGUGGCAUUAGUUGAUAAUCUCCUUAUUCCCUGUUCAUUUCAAUGCUAUGGGUUAUUUUCACUUACAAUGUAAGUGAAUGUUAUGUCCAAUGUAACUGUCCCCUAAAGUCUGAAAGCAGAAUAGAGAACCAUUAGUUGGAUGUUCAGUGUCACAAACCAGAGUCUGGUCAGCAUAGGGCAGAGUUUGGGCUCUGCACCAAGGUAGGGAGGGGUAAAAGCAGGGAAACAGUGCAGGCGCACGGCAUCGAAUGACAGUAGCAACAUGUGGAAGCUGACUGACAGAGUAUAAUUAGGUUGACUGACUUACGACACACAAUACCUAUGCCAUUAUUUUGCUAGUGGGAUCUUGCUGAGAUUGCCAACUGAGUUCUCAUUAAAAUAUUGACUGGAUUGGUGGCAUUUGGCAGAGGGGAGACAAUGCUUUCAAUGGCACCAUUCUUACCCAGAAAUCUGAUCUUUAAAAUCCCUGCAGAUUGAGUGUGCACGCGCCCAAGAGCCUCUUGCAUCCAAUUGUUUAAUUUUAAUUGUAAUUAUCUUUGCAGUUUAACAGUUAAUUUUCUGCUUGAAUUUUAAGUAUCCUUUAUAUACAUAACCGUUUAUUCUACCCCUAGUGGUUGUACAAAGUAUAAUUCUGGAGCUUCUUUGCACCUCAUUUGGUGAGUAGUGUUUCCUCGUUGGUUAAUUUUUACUGCAAUAUUGACAAAGUACUUAUUGGAUUAUUGUAAUAGUAGACUUGAAUGGAAAUUUUCUUAUCUUUGGGUAUAAAAGUGGCUUUUUUAUGAUAGUUAUGUACCAUCUUUAGCUUCUCUGCUUCAAGUAGAAGACUCCGGCACUGUUCCUAUUCUAUCAUCGUUUAAUAAAAUGAUCGUAAA
Hypanus sabinus (Atlantic stingray) is the source of this 3663-nucleotide messenger RNA. RefSeq names its product zinc finger protein 226-like. The transcript has 2 exons. Gene Ontology annotation, cellular component: nucleus. Bases 924 to 2120 code for a protein of 398 amino acids. Gene Ontology annotation, molecular function: RNA polymerase II cis-regulatory region sequence-specific DNA binding; DNA-binding transcription activator activity, RNA polymerase II-specific. Gene Ontology annotation, biological process: regulation of transcription by RNA polymerase II. Lineage: Eukaryota; Metazoa; Chordata; Chondrichthyes; Myliobatiformes; Dasyatidae. The record is from RefSeq and is a predicted model, not a curated record.